AGUUGAGCCAGAAUCCAGGAGCAGUUCUCCUAACAGAAAGGGGAAAAUAUAUAACAAAAAAGGCAUUAAUGUCGGAUUAAUCGAUUAGUCGAUCAGGAGAAAAUGAAUCACCAACAUUUUGGAUGAUGAAGUCAGUUCCGUUGCAAUUUUCUAGUUUUGGUUUCUUUUAGUGUGAGGAUGUUCUGCUUUUUACUGUGAGGACACUUUACCUCCGACUGUAAUACGCUUUACUCAACUCUUUUCUUCAGCUGAAUAUAGGAAUGAUGUGUUUGUUACCUCAGAAUGAGCCUUUUAUAUCUACGGACGCCUCGGCUCGCCUUCCAUGGCGUCCCAUAUAUUGAACUGCCAUGUUUCUACAGUAUCCCAGAAGGGACGAAGCAAACACUGGCUCUGGAUUGGGCCGCUGUAGUUUCUCCUUCGCACUUGGAACUUGGAAGGGUGAAGCGAGGGAGUUGCAAUCUGCAACUACAUCGCUAGAUGCCACAAAAUCCUACACGCUGGACCUUUUUUUUUUUUUUUUUAAUCAAAAUGGUUACUGAGAGUAAUGGUCAGUUGCAGCUCUAUGAUUAUGUAUGAGCAGAGAUCAUUUUCAGUGCCACACAGACUCCACAGAAUUGUAAGGCAGAGCGGUGCCAGGCUAUUUCAAUGAUCGCAUUCUGGUUGUUUGUUUUUCUUGUUGUGAUUGAACCCAAUAUGCAUUUUAGUGCUGCGUGUGAACGGGGCCAACGUCUCUCUUUCCGUGAGCACUAAGCUAGCUGUCGCUCUCUCUCCUGCUGACAGACGGAUUCUGGCUCACAGUCAUAUUUUGGUUUUCACUUGAGCUUCUUUUCCUGGCUGGCUCAGUUUUUGUGCGUGUGUUUGGAGAGGGAGCCAGGGUGUGUGCAGGAGUCGGUCUGUAAAGGAACUGAGCAAAAAGGGGGGGGGUGAACAUUUUACAUAGCCAGACUGAUUCUAGAAAGUAACAAGUCAACAUUUUAACCAUCAUGAGGGAUCUGAUCUAAGAACUACGUCACUUUGUUUUCAUCUGCAAACUGUGGGUUUUUGGGCGAAUCUAUAAUUUUGUACAAGUCUGAACUCUGUGGUAACACACACACCACACUCCCCCAGGGUUUAGCAAAUUUUUAAAAUUCAGCUGUGUGAGGUAAGGUUACUGAGUGUGGUACACACACCUAUCACAUUGUGGCAAACGGAGGGGGGGAGGAAAUGAAAAGAAGAGGCAGCGAGAAAGUGAGGUAUGGUGUCAACGAGGGCAGCUGCUGGUACAGCCUGCAGCCAGACAAGGCUGAAAUCUGAGACUUGCACAACCACAGAGCCGGGUGGAGGGAGGGGGCAGAGAGAAAGAAACACAAGUGAGAGAAAGAGAGAGAGAGAAUGUCCAUCAAGGAGAAAGAAGGCAAAAUAUGCAGACUCAAAGCAGAGCAAGCAUGCAAGAAAGUGUAGGGGAACAGAGGGAAAAUGGAGACACACAAGUGUAGCAGGGGCAAGCAAAAUGAGUAAGAAUCAAGUGAAAGAGAAAUGAUGUGUUUUCGAGAGAAGAAGGGGUUAUGUGUUUGGGUAGGGAGCUACCAAGAGAGAAAAGGGGAAGGGUGUGAGUGAGCAUGCUCUGUUUGGACUGACAUUGGAUGCCGGCUUGGCUUUUCUCUGUCUUGCACACACCCCAGCUGCAGUGACCACCUACCACACUCCAGGGGACAGAAAGAACAUGGCUUAGGAAGAAAAGUCAGAGAGACUUUUGUUUGGGACUUUCCCUUUCUCUUUUCUCUUUUUCCUCCUCUCUCUCUAGCCACAGCCUCCUCUACUUCCACCGGGGAACCAUAAGAGAGCAGGGCUUUGUUUCCCAAUCGCCAAAGGAUUAUUCUUCCAGCAACUGUUUUACACCACACAGGAUUUGUUGUUUUUUUUUUCAUAGAAACAAGGCCCUUCUCUUGCCAUGGGAAUUGUGCUUUUGUGCUGCAAACCUGCAAUUUUGGGAAAUGGUUUUGGAAGCGGAUAUACCUGUGUUUAAAAAAAGUGGUGCAGUGCCAAACGGUCCCUGAAGUUCUGGCACCAGGAAAAACAAAAGGUGGAACUUUGUGAAAGGAUAAUUAUCCGGUUGUUGGAGGCAAUCUACAGUGACUUUGCUAAACUGUCUCAUGUUGCUUUUUAGUUCCUAGUGGCUGACUUGGGAGCAGCCAGGGAGUGGCAGGUUGACCAACCACACACUGACAGACUGCUUACAGUCUACAUUAGAGUCAGAUUAUUUCUCUGUGCUGCAGCAUGAGCAGCCUAGCAACCUUCCUGGUGUUCCUGGUGGAUUCCUGUUCUGCCUGCUGUUCCAGGGACUGAGGGACUUUAAAAUCUUCUAGUUUUUUGGAUUCUAAGGACACAAACAUAGGGCCUCUGGUCUCCCCUUGUCCCUUCCCCUUGUGGGCUGUCAUUUUUCCAGCCAUUUAAGCAUCUCCUUGCGCCGUUGUCCGGGACACAGCCCUCCAUUCUUUCAUUACAGCUUUCCCCCCCCGGACCCUCAUGAGCUCAUGCUCCCUAAAUGGGGGACCAGAAGGAUAAAAUGUGAUCCUCUGUUAUGUGGUGUGUUUUGGGCAGCAGCAACAGUGUGUGGUUUCCAUGGAAAGCGCCAGAGGAAUAUGGAGCUGAGGGUCUGCGUGAAUGCUCUUCCCCUAUGUCUCUGGUCCAAGUGAAAUCGAAGCCGGCUUGUGUAGCGCUGCAAGCUCCGCCCUGGAACUCCUUGUUCAGACUCUUCUCAUGUGUAGCCACGAGAAACGUGCACAGGACUAAAGUUUGCAGACAGUAGAGACAGGAGAGAGGGGGGAUGACCUGCAGCAAAGGGUCCCGCACUGGUCCAAACCCAGGCCGCUGUGGUCCUUGAGGGCCUCGUUAUAUGGGAUAAUUGCUCUACCAAGUGAGCUUCCAGGCUGCCCCAAAGGUCCCCACAUUUCAAGAGAAGACGAAAGCCUUAUUUGGAAAUCUUAUGGACGAAGAAAUGAGUCGCCAGACUGCCACCGCGCUGCCCACAGGAACCUCCAAGUGUCCCCCCUCCCAGCGUGUGCCCACCUUGUCAGGCACCACCGCCUCCAACAGUGACCUGGCCAGCCUGUUUGAGUGCCCUGUCUGCUUCGACUAUGUGCUACCCCCCAUCCUGCAGUGCCAGUCCGGACACCUGGUAUGCUCCAACUGCCGGCCCAAGCUCACCUGCUGCCCCACCUGCCGAGGCCCCCUGGGCUCCAUCAGGAACCUGGCCAUGGAGAAGGUGGCGAACUCGGUCCUCUUCCCCUGCAAGUACGCCUCGUCGGGCUGCGAAGUCACCCUGCCUCACACCGACAAGACGGAGCACGAAGAGCUGUGCGAGUUCCGGCCGUACUCGUGCCCCUGCCCCGGCGCCUCCUGCAAGUGGCAGGGCUCCCUGGACGCGGUCAUGCCUCACCUGAUGCACCAGCACAAGUCCAUCACCACACUGCAGGGGGAGGACAUCGUCUUCCUGGCCACGGACAUCAACCUGCCGGGCGCAGUGGACUGGGUAAUGAUGCAGUCCUGCUUCGGCUUCCACUUCAUGCUGGUGCUGGAGAAGCAGGAGAAGUACGACGGCCACCAGCAGUUCUUCGCCAUCGUGCAGCUCAUCGGCACUCGCAAGCAGGCGGAGAACUUCGCCUAUCGGCUGGAGCUCAACGGGCACCGGCGCCGCCUGACCUGGGAGGCCACGCCGCGCUCCAUCCACGAGGGCAUCGCCACGGCCAUCAUGAACAGCGACUGCCUGGUGUUCGACACGUCCAUCGCACAGCUGUUCGCCGAGAACGGCAACCUGGGCAUCAACGUCACCAUCUCCAUGUGCUAAGAACUUUCAAAGAGGAGAGGGUCAAAAAGUUACAGAUUGUCAGGGGGCAUUUUUUAGGGGGGUCAAAUCAGUUGUGACCUCACAGCGCGCCCCCUCUCUGCCUCACCCCUUGAGACGUGGAACUGGACUGCCUGAUCGGGCAGCCGCGGAGGCCCAGGGGGUGGGAUGGAUGGAUGAAUGAAUGGAUGAGUGGAGGAAUGAUGAAUUAACACAAGGACACAACUGUGUAGUGAUGGCUAUAGACUCCUAAACAAACACACACACACACACAUAAACGUAUAUAUGUGAGACUCGUGCACGCACAUGCAGUCUCGCGCUCUGUCGGUCAUAAAACAACGGACACAAACUGAAAAGCUGUUCGGUCAAACCCGCUUUGUCAAACUCUCGUCCCUUCAAGUGAUCUCCCGCCACUCGUAUUUUAGUGUCGCUCUCUCUUCUUCCUCUCAGUCAUCCUCAGACAUUUCAGACACUACAGCUCUCCGACCUUCACUCCGAGACGGGGGGAGGCCGGUCGCCACCGAGCGGCCCGGCGCCCCCUCUCCCUCCCCACCGACAGCUACACACUGAGGAAAGCUAUAUUUCAACACGGACUCCUGGUCAGUGCUGGGUAGCUAGCUACCUAUCUAGCUCCCCCUGCAACCUCCACCUCGUUUCCCUGCUGUUUGUAAAUCCACCUCAGACCUCCCAGGAUCGAACCGGUUCACCGACUCUCGGCUGUGGCCGGGUUUCACCACAGCGGGCGUCUUCAUGCAUUAGCUAGCUUAAACUGGAACCCAGAUCCCAGGAAGUUCCUUAUCGCAGAUUUGGGUUUAUAUCUUAACACGCGACUGACGGCGGCUAUCGAUCGGCCGGGACUGGAACCACCACCCGCAUACGGGGGACGGCUGUAGCACCCCGAAACCCGCCCAGUUAUGUCCAGGACUGCGGUAAAGGAACUCGGCCUGUAGAAGAUCCGUACAGGCUCAUCUGGGUUCCCUCAGGCCAACAUCUGGUCCACCCAAGGUUAAAGAUUGUGCAUCGGACGCUCUUUAAAUAGUUGACUGUCGUUGUUGAUAGUUAUUAGAACAGACUCUGCUCUCAUACUGUACGGAUAUAAGAAGGCCCUCAGCUCCAUCAGCCCCGGACUCCUUUUUUUAGUUUUAUUUCCACGGAACGGACGCGGCGGUGAAGUUCUCGCACACGCCCGUUCUUUGCAUCGCCGGCUGUGUGCGCAGGUGUAAUGGUGGAUGAAUUUGUUGUGUGUCGGAGUGGCCGAGGAUCAGAGGGGUCCUUUUCGUUUUUUGUUUGUUGGUUGUUGUUUUUUUUUUUUUUUUUUCAGAACGAGGAAAAAAAAAAAACAAACACUGCAUUUCAGUUGAGUCAGUUUUCAUUUAUUUCUCAAGUCUGUUGUUUCUUUUUAAUUAUUGUAGUUGUCUUUUUUUGUAUGAGUGGAGAGAAGGUGUGUGUGUGUGUGUGUGUGUGUGUGUGUGUGUGUGUGUGUGUGUGUGUGUGUGUGUGUGUGUGUGUGUGUGUGUGUGUGUGUGUAAGAUGGACAUGUGGCAUAAAGCCUGCUCCCUCUCUUCCUCCUCCUCUCCCCCCGCUGCUUUUUCUUCCCCUUUCAUUUCUGCUCUGGCUCCAUCUCGCUCUGUCUGCCAGCCUCAACCACUGAUUGACUGAUCACCCAACCAUGAAUGAGGGACAGUUUCUACCGUUACAAUGUUGCUAUUGUUAUUAUUAAAUGGAGAUUAUCAUGAUUAUCAUUUUUUGUAAUGACUUUUAAAAACAAAGAUUAAAAGGCAGUUGUAAAACUUGUGGCUAAACUUCAGUGUUUGUAGUUAAAAAGCAAGUUGUGUCGUUCUUCUGAAGGUUUUGUUUUUUCAGAGUUGGAUUGUUUUUUCUUCUCAUCUAUUUGUCUCUCCGUCCUCUUGUUUGUGUGGUAAGUCUUUUUUUUUUUUUUUUUGUCUAUGAGGAGGGAGGGAGGUCAAGCCAAUCAUCUCUCCCUUUCUCUUCACGUGGAGUCACAGUAAUGUUGCUGCUCUCCCUCAACUCCUUUUUUCUGUUUUGUCAUUAAAUAAAUCUAUCUUUUUCAUA
Messenger RNA from Dicentrarchus labrax (European seabass), 5896 nucleotides. It is a transcript of the gene siah1, whose product is annotated as siah E3 ubiquitin protein ligase 1. The record is from RefSeq and is a predicted model, not a curated record. Gene Ontology annotation, biological process: proteasome-mediated ubiquitin-dependent protein catabolic process; multicellular organism development. Gene Ontology annotation, molecular function: ubiquitin protein ligase activity; zinc ion binding; ubiquitin conjugating enzyme binding. Gene Ontology annotation, cellular component: cytoplasm. The transcript has 6 exons. Lineage: Eukaryota; Metazoa; Chordata; Actinopteri; Moronidae. Bases 2966 to 3826 code for a protein of 286 amino acids.